AUGGGCAUAUUUUUCCCGCAUUUGAAUAUGCUGAAAUUCCUGGUCAUUUUAGUAAUUAUAGCACGAACGUCAGCUGCCCCAAUAUUCUUCGGUUUGCUUAAGGAUCUGCUCGGACUUGGCACCACCAACUACAACUCAAAUUCAAACAAGAAUUUGAAUUAUGGAUAUGGUUAUGGAUACGGAUACGGCUUUCCCAAUUAUGGAUAUGGAUACGGAUAUGGGGGAGGGAGCAAUUAUGCUUCUAACAAUGCUUAUCCUUAUGGAAACCCUUAUGGUUAUCCAUAUCCAUAUCCGUAUUCGGAAUAUCCAGAUAUGGAUCCAAAUGGAAAUGUGCGUGGUCGAUAA
Aethina tumida (small hive beetle) is the source of this 345-nucleotide messenger RNA. Its product is annotated as shematrin-like protein 1. The record is from RefSeq and is a predicted model, not a curated record. Bases 1 to 345 code for a protein of 114 amino acids. The transcript is spliced from 2 exons. Lineage: Eukaryota; Metazoa; Arthropoda; Insecta; Coleoptera; Nitidulidae.